GGCGGAAGUCACAAUGGCGGCGGCCUUGGCUAGGCUCGGGCUCCGGGUGGUUAAGGAGGUUCGUGUUCAGUUCUGUCCCUUCGAGAAGAACGUGGAAUCUACAAGGACCUUCCUCCAGGCGGUGAGCAGCGAGAAGGUCCGCGCCACCAACCUCAACUGCGUGGUGACUGUGGACGUGAGGCACGACGGCUCCGAACCCUGCGUGGACGUGCUGUUCGAAGACGGACGCCGCCUGAUUAUGCGCGGCUUCCACCUCACCGCCCAGGAAAUGCUUACUGCCUUCAUCGCUCACAUCCACGCGAAGGGCGCCGGUACCGGGCGGAACUGACAGCGAGGAAGAGGCCAACAGACAGAUUUUAGCCUGAAACGUAAGAAGAGCUUGACCUCAUCAUUCAGAUCACUAUCUGGAGGGCCAAGGAGCACACCCCUCUCACCCACCCUCCUCCCUCCUCCCUCCAAAGAAGCCCUGCGGCUGUAAAUCCAACCAGUGUUUCUGGGAUGAGAGAGAAUCGUAGAGGAGUGUGGACGAA
Messenger RNA from Loxodonta africana (African savanna elephant), 530 nucleotides. It is a transcript of the gene MRPL53, whose product is annotated as mitochondrial ribosomal protein L53. The transcript has 3 exons. Bases 14 to 328 code for a protein of 104 amino acids. Gene Ontology annotation, cellular component: mitochondrial large ribosomal subunit. NCBI's taxonomy places the organism in Eukaryota, Metazoa, Chordata, Mammalia, Proboscidea, Elephantidae. The record is from RefSeq and is a predicted model, not a curated record.